Molecule: messenger RNA, 1925 nt
Organism: Dermacentor albipictus
Lineage: Eukaryota; Metazoa; Arthropoda; Arachnida; Ixodida; Ixodidae
Product: medium-chain acyl-CoA ligase ACSF2, mitochondrial-like
Biological process (GO): fatty acid metabolic process
Molecular function (GO): medium-chain fatty acid-CoA ligase activity
Source: RefSeq, a predicted model, not a curated record
GCAGUGUCCGUCUGACCACACUUCGUGAGUAGGUAAAUCUCCUGGGAGGGGUUGCGCGGCAACUGAUCCCCGAGAUUCAGUCGCGGAGAGCGUGUGCGUUGCGGCGAUGCCCAUCUCACUUUUGACAGCUCGCCGCCUUGCCGUGCGGGCCGUGGUUGUUGCAGGACGCUGUCGCCGACCGCUUUGCAGUCAGCCUGCAGCACACGGGAAGCUGCAGUCCAGCUACUGGCUUGAGCCAUGCACCAAGCCAUUGUCCGAAGACACCCUGGGCACGGGCAUCGACACGGCGGCCCACAAGUGGGGGGACCGCGUGGGGUGGGCCUUUGUUCAGGAAGGCAGGCUCUGCACUUACGCUGAAUACAAGGACCAGGUGGACCGUCUGGCCCAAGGCCUUCUGUCUGCAGGAUUUGCCAAGAGUGACCCCUUGAUGAUCUGGUCACCGAGCACCUUUAAUUGGACUCUUGUGGCCGGUGCUGCAGCCAAAGCCGGUGUACUUUCGGCAAGCACUCACUUUGGCCUGACACCUCCAGAAUUCGAGAAGUGCCUGACGACCGUGAACUUCAAAGGUAUCUACAUUCCGCGACCAUUCAAGAGCUUCAACUACUACGAGAUGCUCUGCUCCUUGAUACCUGAAUUGAAGGAUUCCCCGCCAGGGCAGUUGAAGUCAAAAAAGUAUCCAUCUCUGAGGACUGUCAUCAUUGACAGUGACCAGAGCGUGCCUGGUUGCGUUUCCCUGCGAGAUCUGAUGCAAGGAGGAGAAGCCGACCUGCAGGCAGCACAGAAAAACGUGACCGCCGGUGAUCCGUUCACUAUAGUGUUCACUUCUGGCACGACCGGAGCGCCCAAGGCUGCCGUGCUGAGCCACAGCAAUUUCAUCAACAAUGUCCUCAUGUACGACCAGAGGGCAAAGCUCACGCAGGCCACGGUGAUGUGCAACCCGCUGCCCUUCUUCCACGUGUAUGGCUUGAGUGUCGUGCUGGCUCGCCCACUUGUGCUGGGUGUCAAGGCUGUCGUGCCAGCACCCGCGUAUGAUGCUGCUGCUGUCCUGAAGGCCAUCCAGGAACACAGAUGCACUGAGCUAUGCGGUUCACCUACCAUGUUUUUGGACAUCAUCAACACUCCUUUGAGGAAACAGUUUGACAUCUCAUCUCUCCAACGAGGGGAGUCCGGUGGAACUGUCGUCACCCCUGCGGUACGUAGCCUAGUCCGGGAAGAGCUCAAUGUGAACUUGAGGGUGGGCUAUGGCACGUCCGAGCUGACCACGGCGGCCAUUGUGACAAGCAACGACGACCCUGAUGACAAGCAGCUAAACACUGUCGGUCGACCGCUAGCCGGCCUGGAGGUGAAAAUAGUCGACCCCACCACGGGCGCAGAGCUGCCAGUGGGCACACCAGGAGAAGUCUGGGGUCGUGGUCCCAAUGUCUUCCUUGGCUACUACAAUGAUGAACAGAAGACGAAGGAGGCCAUGACACCUGAAGGCUUUUACAAGACGGGUGAUGUUGGAGUAAUGGAUGACGAUGGCUUUGUGACCAUCAUUAGCCGCCUGAAGGAUGUGGUGAAUCGUGGUGGAGAGAAGGUGUACCCAACUGAAGUGGAGGAGCUGUUUCACACUCAUCCAGCCAUCCAGGAGUGUCAUAUCCUUGGUGUGCCGGAUGGACGGUUAGGUGAGGAGGUGUGUGCCUGGAUUGUACUCAAGCCUGAUGCCAAGGUCACAGAUGGAGAACUCAAGGAGUACUGCAAGGGCAAGCUGAGUCAUUUCAAGAUUCCUCGCUACUUUAUCUACGAUGCCAAUGUUCCCAGGACGCCAAUUGGAAAACCACAGAAGGCUCGAAUGCGACUAUUGGCCUCUGAAAAGCUCGGUCUUGCAGGAUGAGCCCAAUGGAUGUCUGUGAUCUGUGCCUUACAAUAUAUUGUUUUCUAAUACA